AUGUGGUGGAGAUCUGCCAUCGCUCCAGACCUUGGUGAUCAUCUGCAGCUCCACAUCGACAUCACCUACAGGAUCGGACGGAGAGAUGGAAAGAGGACGCGUCCUGUGAUCAUCAGAUCCAGAGCAGUCAAGGAGUCCAUCUGGAAGAAGGCCAAGGGAUUCGAGUACCUUGCAUCCAGGAAGCUGAGGUUCGGAGAAGACUUGACUGCGAAGGACAAAGAGACUCAAAACUGUUUGUGGCCCCAAAUCGAGGCGGCGCAUAAAGAGGGGAAGAAAGCCUUCUUUAUUGGAGCUAGAGCCAUAAUCGACGAGAGAGAGCUGAGGGUAUGA
Xyrichtys novacula (pearly razorfish) is the source of this 330-nucleotide messenger RNA. NCBI's taxonomy places the organism in Eukaryota, Metazoa, Chordata, Actinopteri, Labriformes, Labridae. The record is from the annotation of a GenBank genome assembly.